UUUUUUUUUUGCAAGGAACACGAACCAUUGAUGGGAUGAUUAAUUAUGAUAUAAAAUAGUCCGCUUUAGAAAGGUGGCCAUACCCAAAAUUCUGAUCUUUUAAUCUCGAUCAGCCACAAUUAAAACAAAUACUGCCGUACAAGUCGUCUACCCCUUUGCAUAAAAACAUAUGGCUUUGCUAUAAAAAUGAUGACGGGAAAACACUGACCCAUUAAUAGCCUGCGGACUGAUUUAUACUUUAUUGUUCUGCUGCCCGGCCAUGUGACGCGAGGCAGCCAAUGGGCUGACAGGCAGCCUUCAACUUAUUAGGUGACUGUACUUCUUCGUGAGGACCAAGUUGUUACAUGAAAUCUGCAGUUUCAUAAUUUCGCCAGGUCUUGCCUCUCCUUUUUUUUGCAUUGGGGCUGGGGCUGGGGCUUGGCUUGGAUGGCUAUGUCUUCUUCGGGGACGCUCAGCAACUACUACGUGGACUCUUUCCUCAUCCACGACAGCGAGGAGCUGGUGCAGUCCCGCUAUGGCUCGGCAUCCCUAGGUCAGCCGGCCAGGCAGGCGACCCUUGGAGACCACCCCGAGUUCACCCCGUGCAGCUUUCAGUCGAAAACGUCCGUCUUCAGCACUUCCUGGAAUGCCGUGCACCCGCCGAGCGCUAACAAUGUGCCCACCGUGUACCACCCGUACGUGCAUCACCAGGCACCAAUGGCAGCGCCCGACGGCAGGUACAUGCGCUCGUGGCUGGAGCCCAUGCCGGGCUCCUUGUCUUUCCCGGGCUUGCCGGCCAGCAGGCAUUACGGCAUUAAACCUGAACCGCUCACGGCCAGGAGGGGUGACUGUACCACCUUUGACACGCACGCGCUCUCUCUGACUGACUAUGCUUGUGGUUCUCCUCCAGCUGAUAGGGAUAAGCAAGGCAACGACGGCGCGUUCUCGGAAAACAAUGGCGAGAGCGAGGCGAACGGAGACAAGCCCCAGAUCGACCCAAGCAACCCGGCCGCGAAUUGGUUGCACGCGAGAUCCACUCGGAAAAAACGGUGCCCUUACACCAAGCACCAGACGCUGGAGCUGGAGAAGGAGUUUUUGUUCAACAUGUAUCUCACCAGGGACCGACGGUACGAAGUGGCCCGGCUCCUGAAUUUAACCGAGAGACAAGUGAAAAUCUGGUUUCAGAACCGGAGGAUGAAAAUGAAGAAAAUCAACAAAGACCGAGCGAAGGAUGAAUGAUGCUCGGCUUCCAGGUUUAAUCACGUUCCAAACAGCAAAAAUCUCCCCCUCCAGCGCAACGCAACACAAUCCUCCCCUCUUCUCUUCCCAGCAUACCCCGAGACUGUGUCCAGGCCUCAUGUGUUGUUAUUAUUAUUAAUAAUAUUAUUUGGGGUUUCCCACCCCCCCACUUGGGGUUGUUGCUGUUGUUUUGUACUUGGCCAAUUCAGCUCUUGAAUGUAUCUCGCCAGCGUGCAGGGAGAUAUGGCUGUGCCCCGGUGCUAUUAUGGAGGUACCCAGAUUUAUCAUUUUCUAAUCAUAGGAAAGGAAAGGGGGGCAUUAAACUCGGAAGGCUGAUCUGUUGGCUUGUCUAAAUCUACCUGUCCUUCACGAAAGAAAGAAAGAAAGAAAGAAAGAAAGAAAGAAAGAAAGAAAGAAAGAAAGAAAGAAAGAAACUACCUUUUUAAUGCACAAUUCUUUACAGACUGUAUAGGUUAGUCGACGUAGUUAAUUUUAUUUGCUCUUUGCGCGGCAGAGAGAGGUCUGCUCCUAAUACUUGAACACUGUGUUUUAUUGUGGUAAUUAUAUUUGUGACUCAAUUUUUUGUGCUUGGGUGCUGUACCAGAUGUGAUUGUGUAAGCUAGGAUUCAAUUUGAACUCAGGUUGUUUAUUAUAAAGGUUGCAUAGAGUAUAGCUCGGUAGUGUAAGGAGUCCUUUUUCUGUAUCAUUAUUAGACAGUGAACCUUGGAUUGUACCGGGGGGGAACCAAUUCGUUCGCUCAUUUCUAUCCCAGCUUUUAAACACAAAAGUGGGGGCAUGAUCUGGGAUAGCCAAGGACUUGUGGAUCCCCCCAGUUCUUUUGAAGCAAUUCAUUUUCGUAUGCACACUUGAUCUAUCUAUCUAUCUAUAUAUAGUACAGUCUUCGUCAGUUGUAUAUAUCAUAAUCUAUAUAUUAAAGAAAGAAACCCUUAAUAAUCAGGCUAGCUUGAAUCUUGUUUUUGCACCCGUGAGCAAUUUUCAGAUAACGGAGCUAUACCUAUAUGUGAAAAAGAAGGUAACUACCUAUGGUUUACGUUUUGAGUUUAAUCGAAUUUAAUUGAUUCUUAUUGUAAUGAAGUUUAAUUUUAUUGAUAAUAAAUUAUACACUCUAAAAAAAACCCUACCUUUUGGUUAUUGUAGAUUUGUAUCGAUUAUUAACAUAAAAA
Molecule: messenger RNA, 2402 nt
Organism: Lacerta agilis (Sand lizard)
Lineage: Eukaryota; Metazoa; Chordata; Lepidosauria; Squamata; Lacertidae
Gene: HOXA9
Product: homeobox A9
Exons: 2
Coding region: 427-1218 (263 amino acids)
Biological process (GO): regulation of transcription by RNA polymerase II; embryonic skeletal system morphogenesis; proximal/distal pattern formation
Cellular component (GO): nucleus
Molecular function (GO): RNA polymerase II cis-regulatory region sequence-specific DNA binding; DNA-binding transcription factor activity, RNA polymerase II-specific
Source: RefSeq, a predicted model, not a curated record